AUGGUUCGCAAGUACGAAAUAUUAAUGGUUAAUGGAAAAGAACGAUUGAUAAAACUAGUAUCAGAAAGUAAUAAUAUUAUGCUUUAUUAUGUAUCAAAUGAAGAGCUUUUUGAUAUUCUUCAUACUACUCAUUCAUCUAUUGGACACGGUGGGAGAAAUCGAAUGGUUGCGGAAAUAAAAAUUAAGCCUUUAAAAAGUAAACGUGCAGAGGAGAUCGCAUAUAAUUUACUUGACAUUUACACGACCUUUGGCGCACCGGCUAUUUUGCAGUCAGAUAAUGGCCGUGAAUUCGUAAAUUCGACUAUAACUGAACUACACAAUAUGUGGGAAGACGUAAAAAUUGUUCACGGUAUUGGAAGAUCUCCUUAUGAAGCCAUGCUCGGCUGUACUGCCAAAACAGGACUAUUAUCGAUUGGUCUACCAAAUGAUAAAAUAAUUUCAUUAAAAACAGAAGAAGAUAUAGAAGAAUUGUUUAAUCAAAUGCAAGAAACUAGAUUACAUGAUUCAGCACAAAAUAUUGAAGAAGUUGUUUCACCAAUUUCAGAACACCAAGAAAAUAUGAUAGAUACAGAUACAAACCUAAGAAAGUGUGAAACAUGUUUUAUUUCCCUGGAAGCUGACAAUGAAAGUACAAAUAGCAUGAAUUGCCAACGUCAUGAGCAAAUACAGAAUGAACGACUUAAAUCAAGUGAAUGCCUUAAAAAACAAGCCAAAAAAAUGGUGACUAUUUCAAAUAAGAAAUUUAGUCUACUAGAGGUUGGUACCGCAGUUAAGGUUUCAAUACCUGGUGUUGAUCGAGCACGUGGAUCACCACGAAAUUUAUUAGCAGUUAUUACCCAGGUUGAAGACGAUUUAUAUAAAUUAGGUACGGAAAACGGCAUUAUUAAACACAUGUAUACUCGAUCGCAGAUUGAUCCUUGCAAAGAGAGUUUCGUUGAUUUGAAAUCUGUAAAAACCGAAAAAGAAAUUACGCUGAGAGAAGCUGCAGGUUUUAAUAGUGUCACUGGAUCCCAAGGUUACAGAAGGUGCAAUUGCAAACUAAAGUGCAGAACAAACAAAUGCAUUUGUCGAUCAGCGGGAAUAUUGUGUAAUUCAAAAUGCCACAACAGCAUGCCUUGCGAAAAUAAAUAA
Molecule: messenger RNA, 1131 nt
Organism: Diuraphis noxia (Russian wheat aphid)
Lineage: Eukaryota; Metazoa; Arthropoda; Insecta; Hemiptera; Aphididae
Source: RefSeq, a predicted model, not a curated record